Messenger RNA from Harpia harpyja (harpy eagle), 3212 nucleotides. Its product is annotated as 1,25-dihydroxyvitamin D(3) 24-hydroxylase, mitochondrial. Gene Ontology annotation, cellular component: mitochondrial inner membrane. The record is from RefSeq and is a predicted model, not a curated record. The transcript has 12 exons. NCBI's taxonomy places the organism in Eukaryota, Metazoa, Chordata, Aves, Accipitriformes, Accipitridae. Gene Ontology annotation, molecular function: monooxygenase activity; heme binding; iron ion binding. The coding region runs from base 327 to 1868 and encodes 513 amino acids. Gene Ontology annotation, biological process: cellular response to peptide hormone stimulus; cortisol metabolic process; cholesterol metabolic process.
UGCCGCUACCUGCCGCGCUGGCCGCCGCCUGCCUCCCGCUCGCCGCCGGCUCCGGAGCCGCCGGCAGCCCCCGGGGAAGCUCCGCGGGCGGAGGCGCGGACGGCGCUGGCGCGGUGCCCUCCUGCCUCGCCUGAACCCUUUCACGAACCGCUUGCCCCGCAGCCUCCCCGGGCCGGGUCGGGCCGGGCGGGGCCGGGCCGGGCCGGGCCAGCCGGCCCCACCUCACCCCACCCAGGGCUCCCAUUGGCCCCCGAUGAAAGUCCAGCGAGCCUCCCGGCUGCUAUAUAGGAACAUCUGUGGGGAAUGGGUGUCUUGUCGCCGCGGCUAUGGGAGCCUGCAGCAUCUUCCUCCGGCACCCCGCCCUCACCUGCGGCCGCGCCGCGCCGAGCCCCGCCGGGCGCGGAACCCCCGCGCAGCGGUUGUUCGCCUCCUCCCUCUGCGCCCUGCGGCCGGCGGCGACCCCCCCUCCGCGGGGCCGCGGGCACCCCCUGGCCGCCCUGCCCGGCCCCCCCCGCUGGCCGCUGAUGGGCAGCCUGCCCGACGUCCUCUGGAAGGGGGGGCUCAAGAGGCAGCACGAAACGCUGGCUGAGUACCACAGGAGGUUUGGCAAGAUUUUCCGCAUGAAGCUGGGGGCUUUCGACUCGGUGCACAUCGCAGCCCCCUGCCUCCUGGAAGCCCUGUACCGCCGGGAGAGCUCCUGCCCCCAGCGCCUGGAGAUCAAGCCCUGGAAAGCCUAUCGGGACUAUCGCGACGAGGGCUACGGGCUGCUGAUCCUGGAAGGAAAGGACUGGCAGAGGGUAAGAAGUGCCUUUCAAAAGAAAUUAAUGAAACCCAGGGAAGUUGCGAAACUGGAUACCACGAUCAAUGAGGUCCUGGAGGACUUCAUGUACAGAAUAGAUGAUGUUUGUAACGACAAUGGACAAAUGGAAGAUGUCUAUUCAGAAUUCAACAAAUGGUCAUUUGAAAGUAUCUGUCUGGUGCUGUAUGGAAAGAGGUUUGGUCUCCUACAGCAGGAUGUAGAAGAAGAAAGUUUGAACUUCAUCAAGGCUGUAAAAACGAUGAUGGCUACUUUUGGAAUGAUGAUGGUGACCCCUGUGGAACUUCACAAGGGUCUGAACACAAAAGUCUGGCAAGCUCAUACUAAAGCAUGGGACGAUAUAUUUAAAACAGCCAAGCACUCAAUUGACUGUCGACUGGAAAAACACUCUGCAAACCCUCGGGAGGAUUUCCUGUGUGACAUCUAUUCUGCAGGACAACUUUCCAAGAAGGAGCUGUACGCUGCUAUCGCAGAGCUCCAGAUUGCUGGCGUUGAAACGACAGCCAAUAGUUUACUGUGGGCUUUGUAUAACAUUUCACGCAAUCCACAUGUUCAGCAAAAGCUUUUCCAGGAAAUACAGAGUGUUUUGGCUGUUAAUGAGAGUCCAAGUGCUGAGGACUUGAAGAAUAUGCCCUACCUAAAAGCAUGUCUGAAAGAAUCCAUGAGAUUAACACCGUCGGUGCCAUUUACCACUCGCACCAUCGACACAGAAAUAGUUCUGGGGGAUUAUGUACUGCCCCAAGGGACCGUACUAAUGAUAAAUAGCCAUGCCCUGGGCUGCAAUGAAGAGUACUUUAAUGGCUGGACUCAGUUUAAACCAGAGCGCUGGUUUCAGAAGGACUUAAUAAAUCCUUUUUCUCAUGUUCCAUUUGGCAUUGGGAAGAGGAUGUGCAUCGGGCGCCGUGUAGCAGAGCUACAGCUUCACUUGGCCCUUUGCUGGCUCAUUCGCAAAUACCAAAUUGUAGCAACUGAUGACAAACCAGUAGAAACACUCCAUUCAGGAAUACUGAUUCCCAGCCGGGAGCUUCCCAUUGCAUUUCACAGACGAUAAGCUGCAGAAAAUAAAUUACAACCUUGCUGCUGCCUUCUCUGAAAAAAUAUACAUCAACUGGGAAAGUCAAAGCCUAUGGUAACCAGUGGAGAAACUGCAAUGUGUGUCCCUUGAACAAUUGUUGAGCUAGAAAUAGUACCAAGAAAAGCUCCCAUACUGUUUUAUUGGGAAAAUGUGAUUAGUUAGGUCAGCUGUAAUUAGCAAUGUAAAAAGGAAAGAAAAAUACCAUGCACGUUCAUAUACCUAUGCAAAUAUACUGAUUUAGUGCAGCUGAGGGGCUGUACAGGAUAGAGCUUGAUAAUGAGCUGUGGCAUGUUAUGUAUAGUUCUUGUUAGUGCAUGGUGAAAUUAUUAUAGCCUCAAGCUGUCCAGCAGGCUAGCUUGGAAAGAGCUGGUUUCCAGUUUGUGGGUGUCAUAUAGGACACCUGUGGGGACAACAGUCAUGACUGAACUGGCCCUGUUAGCUCAGAGUUGAAGAGCUUGGAGAAGUCAGCUUAAUGGAAAAGAAACUCAGUCCUUAUCAAAUUAGCAGUGUCAUGAAUUAAACUGAGAAGUAAGAUGGCAGUCUGUAAUAAGGCUAAGAACAGGCCUUAAAAAUUAGAAUAAUUAAAGAAGUAUACUUUCCCUAACAUUAUUCACUUCCUUAAUAAAAGGGAAAUAAGGACAAGGGUAUAUAACAGGAUUUAUUCCUCAUGUCUGCACAGUACUUUGAACAGUUGCAGUACUGUGCCUGCCACAUACUCUGCUCAUACCCAGAGUUUCAUGCCUCCAACUCCCACACAAGCCAUUUUAUCACAAAUUUAUUGUAAAACCAUAGUGGUCUUUUAUUGCAUGGAAGGCCUUAUCCAUAAAUGGAAUCACUGGAAUCCUAUGGGUUCUGCCACUAUUAAAUGAUGAUUAUCCUAACAGGAUAGUUACUUCAUCAGAUGAGUAAUAUAAAAUGUAUGUUUCAAAGACCCACAGGACAUAAGGAUCCAAAACAUUUCAAAGAGGUCUAUUUCUUGUGGAGAUUUCAAUACCUGCAUCUAAAGGUUAAAGUUGUCACUGCCCUGCAUGUAAUACUGUAUGUUAACUAUUAUGAUCACUAGUGUAUUUUUCCCAUGAUGCAGUUUCAAGGACAGGUUUAUAUAUGUAACCAUGAAUUGUUAUUUUUAUUUUUUUACAUUCUGAAAUGAUACAAGUCCUUAGCAUUUGUUGGUCUGUCUCCUGUGGUUUUUUUUGUUUGUUUUCCUCUGCUGUUAUACUCAGACAUGUAAAUGUAGCCAUAUUACAAUGUGUAAAGCAAUUUGUGCAUUAUCUGAAUCUUUCUAGUCAAUUUGGUAAUAGUCAAUUUUGUAAUACAAUA